AAUGGUGCCAGCGUUGCUAGGAUUGUUCCUUAUGCAGCUUUGCAUUACAUGGCAUACGAAGAGUAUCGCCGAUGGAUCAUUCUUGGUUUUCCUAAUGUUCAACAAGGGCCUGUUCUUGAUCUAGUGGCUGGAUCAAUAGCUGGAGGAACAGCAGUCGUGUCCACAUAUCCGCUUGAUCUGGUUCGCACGAAGUUGGCUUAUCAGGUCAAAGGUGCAGUGAACCUCAGUUUAAGAGAAUCUAAGCCCUCAGAACAGGUUUACAAAGGGAUCCUUCAUUGUUUGAAAACAAUUUACAGGCAAAAUGGCUUGAAAGGCCUAUACUGUGGCAUGGCUCCAUCAUUAUAUGGAAUCUUCCCUUAUUCCGGUCUUAAAUUCUAUUUCUAUGAGAAGAUGAAGACUCAUGUUCCUGAAGAGCACAGAAAAGAUAUUAUACCAAAACUUGCUUGUGGGUCAGUUGCUGGUUUGUUAGGACAGACAAUAACGUAUCCCCUUGAUGUCGUUAGGCGGCAAAUGCAGGUUCAGGCGCUCUCAUCGUCCAACCUCGUAAAGGGGAAAGAAACAUUUAGAAGCCUUGCUAUGAUAGUGAAACAUCAAGGUUGGAAGCAACUGUUUUCAGGACUAUCUAUCAACUAUUUGAAGGUGAGACACUUAUAACACUAAUUUUUUUCGACAAAGGGUGCUUUUUUAUUGACUCAUAGUGUAGCGUCGAGGGAUACAAUCAUAAUGAGUACACACCCGGCCUCUGCACAACUAGGAUGCACACAGCCAACACAACACACGCACCCACACGAUCACUUCGGCAAAGAGCAAAGUCAUAAAAGACCAAAGAUAUGCCUAGGUGGAGAAAA
This is a messenger RNA of Aegilops tauschii subsp. strangulata, 848 nucleotides long. Its product is annotated as mitochondrial carrier protein CoAc2. The record is from RefSeq and is a predicted model, not a curated record. Gene Ontology annotation, biological process: transmembrane transport. Lineage: Eukaryota; Viridiplantae; Streptophyta; Magnoliopsida; Poales; Poaceae.